Molecule: messenger RNA, 624 nt
Organism: Racocetra persica
Lineage: Eukaryota; Fungi; Glomeromycota; Glomeromycetes; Diversisporales; Gigasporaceae
Source: the annotation of a GenBank genome assembly
GAAGCUGGCAUUUUGGCUUUUCGCGAAAGCAAGGAAAAAAUGGGACUAACUCUCUUGGAACCAAUUAUGGAAUUAGAAGUGACUACUCCCGAGGAUUGUUACGGAGAUGUGUUAAACAACGUAAUUUCUCGCAAAGGAGUAAUUAAUAAAGUAGAAAAAAGCGAAAAAGACCUUACUAUUCACACUCAUGUCCCUUUGGCUAAUUUGCUUGAUUACAACGCUGAACUUCUUAAUGCUACAAGCGGAGAAGGAGUGUUUGACAUGGAAUUAUCUCAUUACCAAAAAGUUCCUAGACAUGCUUACACUGUGGUAGUAGCGGAUGUUAUUGUUCGCUACAAAAAAAGCCAAGGUUAUCAAGUUUACUUCCAAACUGGUAGCGACGACCACGGAGAAAAAAUUGAGAAAAAAGCCGCAACUUUAAAUAUUUCUCCAGCCGAGUUAUUGCUAGAACAAGGCGACAUUUACUUGGGAAAAUAUCAAGGUGAUUAUUGUGUUACUUGUGAGGAUUACGUUAGAAAAAUAGAACCAAAUGAAACACUGAAAGCUGCUGCCAAAAGAGAAAUUUUUGAAGAAACUAAUUUAACAAUUACGGAUUUAGAAAGGAUUGGUGAAGAAACUUUUCAU